This is a messenger RNA of Antechinus flavipes (yellow-footed antechinus), 4740 nucleotides long. RefSeq names its product acyl-CoA synthetase bubblegum family member 1 (gene ACSBG1). The record is from RefSeq and is a predicted model, not a curated record. Gene Ontology annotation, cellular component: membrane; endoplasmic reticulum. NCBI's taxonomy places the organism in Eukaryota, Metazoa, Chordata, Mammalia, Dasyuromorphia, Dasyuridae. Gene Ontology annotation, molecular function: long-chain fatty acid-CoA ligase activity. The transcript has 17 exons. The coding region runs from base 796 to 3006 and encodes 736 amino acids.
UUCUGAGUCAACAGUGGUUUUCAAUUGCUCGGUGUUGAUAUCUUUUCCCUUCAUGUCAUUGUAAUCAUUGUGUGUCUGGCUCAACUUCUGUUUAUUUUCUGAUGUAGCACCAAAUACCACUUUUCCAGAGGAAGAUGUUCAAGGGGAGGACGGAUGAAUGAGCCAUUAUCAAGGAGGCUGCAAUGGGAACUCCUACACUGGGUAGGAACUUGGGCUAAGCCUUAGGAUCAUAAGCUCUAAAACUGGCAGUGAGCUUGGAGGUCGUCCAGCCCCCAACACUACAUCUUACAGAAAAAAAAAUUCAGUCCCAGUGAGGUCAUCCCAUCAUGCGAUCACAGAUUUAAAGAUUGGAAAAGACUUGAGAGAUUAUCCACUCUAGAAGUUCCUUAACUGAGAAAAGCAUCCAUAGGUAUCACCAGACUGUCCAGAGGAUUCUAGGACACAAACAAGGUGAAGAACCUAUGACUAGUUUAAUAUUCUCAUUUUAUGGAUGAGGAAAUUGGGACCAGAGAUGUUAGAUGAUUUGCCUAAGAUUACACAGCUGGAUCAAUCCAAGCGAACCGAGCCGGAGAGGACGGCUCCCACAUUGGCCAACCUGCAGUUCUCAGACUUUGUGAGCAUGCUUCAAAACAGGGAGGGGGGAGAGGCGUUGGCUUCGGUGGGACUUUUGUCUCCUCCCCCUCCUUACGUCCUCUAGUUACUGGGGCUGCCCGCAAGCCUUCGCUCAGUCAUUUUUGCGCUUCUUGGGAUCCGUUAGCCAGUGCCGUCCACUCAGCUCCGCGGGGUCCCCUCAGCAUGCCGGACAGUGAAGAGAACCUCAAGAAGAAAGCCCUGGAUGGAAGUUUGGGGCAGAAUCCAGAAGGCUUCGAACCCAGGUUUUUGAACAGACUUCCUCCAAGACAGGCUCGAAAGCUCAGUUUGAUUCCACCGCUUCUGAAAGAAUUAAGACAGGAUGUUCAGAGAAGCAUCCUGCCUGACCAACAGCACCUCUCCAAAGAGUCCCUCAACAAUGCCUUGGAGAACCUGUACCUGCAGAGGGCAGAGGAGAAGGAGGAAGUCUCUACAGAGUCCCUGUGGACUACAUCAGCUGAUGGAUUGGUCAAGAUACGGAUGGAUCAUACCUGCUCACAGACCCCAAAGACUGUGCACCAGGUAUUCCUAGAAAGUCUGGAGAAAUAUGGAAACCUGAAUGCCUUGAGCAGCAAGCGGGACGGGAAAUGGGAGAGGAUCACCUACUCUCAGUACUAUCUUCUCUCCCGAAAAGCUGCCAAAGGCUUUUUGAAGCUCGGCCUGGAGCGUGUUCACAGCGUUGCCAUCCUAGGAUUCAAUUCGGCCGAGUGGUUCAUCUCUGCCGUGGGCACGGUCUUCGCUGGGGGCAUCCUCACAGGAAUCUACACAACCAGCUCCCCCGAGGCUUGCCAAUACAUUGCCCACGACUGUAAAGCCAACAUUAUCCUGGUGGAUUCCCAGAAACAGCUGGAAAAGAUACUGAAGAUCUGGAAGAACUUGCCGUACUUGAAGGCUGUUGUGAUGUACAGAGAGACCCCAGCAGAGAGAAUUCCAAACGUAUAUACGAUGGAAGACUUCCUAGAGAUAGGCAAUGAGGUUCCUGAUGCCGCCCUGGAUGCCAUCCUGAACUCCCAAAAACCCAACCAGUGCUGCGUGCUCGUCUACACGUCGGGGACCACCGGCAACCCCAAAGGCGUGAUGCUGAGUCAGGACAAUAUCACUUGGACAGCCAAGUUUGGCAGCCGGGCCGGGGACAUCCAGCCCGCUGAGAUUCAGCAGGAGGUGGUGGUGAGCUACCUGCCCCUCAGCCACAUCGCCGCCCAGAUGUACGAUCUCUGGACAGGGAUUCAGUGGGGGGCCAACAUCUGCUUUGCUGAGCCUGAUGCCCUGAAGACAAGCCUGGUGACCACCCUGAGGGAGGUGGAGCCCACGGCCCACAUGGGAGUGCCCAGGGUGUGGGAGAAGAUCAUGGAGGGGAUCAAGGAGGCCUCGGCCCAGGCCGGAUUCUUCAAGAGGAAGAUGUUCCUGUGGGCCAUGGCCGUGACCAUGGAACGCAACCUCAGCUGCCCAAGCAGUGACCUGAAGCCUUUCACCAUGAGGCUGGCCGAUUACCUGGUCCUGGCCAAGAUCCGCAAGGCCCUGGGCUUUGCCAACUGCCAGAAGAACUUCUACGGGGCGGCCCCGAUGACCACAGAGACGCUGCACUUCUUCCUGGGCCUCAACAUCCGCCUCUAUGCCGGCUACGGGCUGAGCGAGUCCUCCGGCCCCCACUUCAUGUCCAACUCCUACAACUACAGACUUUACAGCUCCGGAAAGGUGUUGCCCGGCUGCAAGGCGAAGCUGGUGAAUGUCGACGCUGAAGGCAACGGGGAGCUCUGUCUGUGGGGCCGGACCAUUUUUAUGGGCUAUCUCAACAUGGAGGAGAAGACCAGGGAGACCAUAGAUGAGGACGGCUGGCUACACACAGGAGACAUGGGGAAGCUGGACAAUGAAGGCUUUCUCUACAUCACCGGGAGGCUCAAAGAGUUAAUCAUAACAGCUGGAGGGGAGAAUGUGCCCCCGCUCCCCAUUGAGGAGGCCGUGAAGAUGGAAUUGCCCAUCGUUAGCAACGCCAUGUUAAUUGGGGACCAGAGGAAAUUUCUGUCCAUGUUGCUGACCCUGAAGUGUACCCUAGAUCCAGAAACCUCAGAUCCCACGGAUUAUCUCACGGACCAAGCCCUGGAGUUCUGCCAGAAGGUCGGGAGCAAGGCCACCAAAGCGUCCGAGAUAGUGGGCAGGAGAGAUGAGGCCAUUUACCAGGCAAUCGAGGAAGGGAUCCGGAGAGUCAACGAGAAAGCCGCUGCCCAACCUUACCGCAUCCAGAAGUGGGCCCUCCUGGAAAGGGAUUUCUCCAUCUCCGGGGGAGAGUUUGGUCCCACAAUGAAACUGAAGCGCUUAGCAGUUCUCGAAAAGUACAAAGAAGAAAUCGAAUCAUUUUACAAAGAACCAAACAAUUAAUCUGGGCUCUUAUUCUAGUCUGCUGAACAGAUGCUGGGGAUUCUUCUCCCGAGAAUCAGGCUAUCUUAAAACAGGGGCACAAAAAGAAUCCCCAAGGAAUCUGUCACAACUCCAGGAGGGAUGGCGUCCGGGCUAGCCACGGCCGUCAGCCUCUGCUCUGCGGCUGGACACCCCGAAGGGCCGGCUUUCACUUGUAGAUAAGUAGUUUGAAUGCUGUACUAUUCUGUGUUACACGUAACAAACGCACCCGCCAUAACACCCCUUUCCUGAUAAUCCCCCGGCUCUAAUUCCCGUUAGACUUGAUGAGCUACAAAUCAACACAGCAGAGAGAGGAAAGGCAGGUUAUGGAAGCGACUCACGACUAACAUGGGCAAUGGCAGGGAGCGUAGACUUGCUUAACCGCCAAGGAGAACGGCUUUCCAUCCACUCCCGAUCCGAAAGUGCCAGUCCCCAAGGACCGGCGUCGCCCUGGUUAUGGUGCUUCCCUAGGACCUAGCGCUUAAUGAAGCUGCCGACGUCUCCUUCCUAAUGGCCAUAAUCAAAUCAAUGUACAAUUUGAACACUAAACAAAGCUUUCAAGGGGACUGAGUAUCUGAAUACAUUCACAGAUGGUGAAGAACAACCAAUCUAACCUUUCUAGCCCUUGCGCGGCUCCUCCAUGUUUCUAAAAGGAUUAUUGGCCAGAUAGAAAUGUCAUUCGUUUUCAAAACUAUUGACUCUACACUUUGGAGAUCUGAAAAAUUGUGCAAAAAGCACCAAAGCACAGGGAGACCCACUGAUUGGUUCAGCACAGAUAGCUAGUGUAGAAUAUAUAAACAGAACACAUAAAAAGCACGGUUUGGUUACCUGGUUGGGAUCUCGAUGUUGGCACUGACAGAAAUUAAGCAGAUAUUAGGAACAAGCUGGGCCCAAAGAAUUCAAAUGCUAGAAAAACAAACCCUCUUCACAGGGAACACGUGAGACAAAUCAUACGUGUAUUUAACCAGUUUUUAAAAUCUUUAUUACUUCGCUGUUUGAACCCAACAGGCACUCUCACAGCUGGCACAAUCCAACACAAACACAGAAGCAGCAGGAUAAAUAAAAGUACAUCACAAGCGAGCUGAAGCCCUCAUCAUGAGAGGGAGGAAGCCCCUUUCCACAGCGGGGCUGAGACACUCAGACACAAUCACUCUGACUGAGGGUACGCUAGCAAGUAGCUGCCAUCUUGCUCCCACAGGUUCACGGUGCUGAGAGAGGAAUUGGUCAACUAUAAGCCCCAAGCUACACUACGGGACCAAAGUAAAAUGCAGCAUUCGCCUAACAGGGGAACUUAAUGUUAGAUGACGGAAAAAUUGCUGCUCCCAAGCCCUAAAGCCCUCAGGAAGCUUAAUUGUGAUCUUUAACAGCCAGUGAAUGUGACAAUCCAGCCUGCAGCCAGGCAACAAAGUUCUUUGUGUCAUUUGUUUGGGGAAGGAAAUAACCGGAUGUUCCCUGCAGGAGAAUGAAGAGAAGCUCCAACAUGAGUGAAGCUCUUGGGCUCCUAAAUGCAGCCUGAGAGCUGCCUCCCGGACGCCCUCACAGCAUGAGCAGGACCCUCUCCGGCCGGGACAGUUCCCUUACUAGCAGGGUCACAGAUACGGACACAUACACAUCCAAUACAGCGAUAGCUUUGGGGCAAGGAUGUUCAGCUACUUAGUUCCACUACGCAGAAAGCUUUGCUCACUUAAAAUGUACAAUAAACAUCUGAUUCAGCAA